AUGGGCGGGAAAUGGGGCGCGAUCUCGAAGCUGCACGCGUUCCCCAAGGCGGAGGACCACCUUACUCAGAAGACGCUGUCGGGCGCCAUCGUGACUCUGCUGGGUGGGGCAAUAAUGGUGCUGCUGCUCGCUCACGAGCUCUCCUCCGUGCUCACACCGGAGCCUGGGCACAGUGACUCUGCUGGGCUGGGUGUGGCAACCAUGGUGGUGCCAUUCGCUCACGAGCUCUUUUUUGUGCUCAGGCCUGAGGGGCUCGGCUCCACACAACCACCCUUCCUCCACCCAUCCCAUUGUCGCACCCUUUCUCAGCAGCACAGUGGCGCUGCUGGACGUUCCCGCCCGCCCAUCACAUUGGCAGACAAGCCCCCCCUCUCCCCCUUUCCCACCUUUCUCCCCGUCCCCGCGUCCCCCUCCUUCCCCCCUUCUCCCCCUCCCGCCCUUCUCCACGAGUUCUUCUUCAUGCUCACGCUCGAGGUGACCCCACAGCGCACAAUCAACCCCCUCCAACCGCUCAGUCACCACCCACCCCUCCAUCCCCUCCACCCCGCUUUCUCCUCUCUCCGACCCCACAGUGACUCUUCUGGGCGUGGCGAUCAUGGUGGUGCUCUUCGCUCACGAGCUCUCGUUUGUGCUCACGCCUGA
Messenger RNA from Closterium sp. Naga37s-1, 642 nucleotides. NCBI's taxonomy places the organism in Eukaryota, Viridiplantae, Streptophyta, Zygnematophyceae, Desmidiales, Closteriaceae. The record is from the annotation of a GenBank genome assembly.